Molecule: messenger RNA, 373 nt
Organism: Babesia bovis T2Bo
Lineage: Eukaryota; Apicomplexa; Aconoidasida; Piroplasmida; Babesiidae
Product: putative integral membrane protein
Exons: 3
Coding region: 13-372 (119 amino acids)
Source: RefSeq, a predicted model, not a curated record
UUCUGCCACAAAAUGUCGGCUGAAAACAUUUACAACAUUUCUCUACACAAUGUUUUAACAGUGCUGUUGUUCUCUAUUAUCUGUUAUAUACCUGAUUCGGCACACCUUGAAUCAUGUUCCGACUGGUCAGAGUGGUCUGAAAUUUCUCAAAUUCGAAAUGAUUUCGUUAUUGGAUACGGGGAGCUUUCAUCACUACCAGAUGGGAUAUCAGAUCCACAUCAAUGCCGUCAUUUCAACCUUGAGCCUAUUCCAGGUUUAACAAAACCGCGUGAACCAACGCGUAUAUCCGUGGCAUUGGCAGGUGGCAUGGUUUGUACCGUAGGCGUGGUAGCAUCUGUGAUUGCCACCUACUUUUACACAAGGCCUACCUAAA